AUGCAAAGUGACGCCUCCGGGCUUGGCCAAAGGCGCGGCUAUGCCGCGUUGAACUCCUCCUCAAACCAACUCCUUCCUUCGUCCCCCAACUCUCCCAUUUCCCCGUUCCGCUCACCUGCGAGCAGUGCAUCGAGCUUGCCUCUGAGCCCUGUCCCAGGUAGCUUGCGGCAGUCCUUAGCACCCUCCAUCUCCGACCGGUUUCAUCUUUCCGCGGACCCUGCUGACUGGGGGGCGGACGUGUCCCGACCCGAAGCUGACGACGCCUUGCAUGAUCCACGCGAUGGGCGGAAGCACAACAACGGCAGCAUAUUCACGAGCCGAGGAUUCUGGAACGUGGGCUGCAUCGCACUGCUGGCUUGCAUUCUAAUUGGGCUAUUCCUGGGAUAUCCCAUCGCCACGCACAUCACCAGCAAGGCGAAGAAUACCAGCGCUGCUACAGUCGUCAACAACACGACUGCUCCCGUGUGGCCUAAUAUCUCGAAUUGGGGACUGAUCGACAACGAUACUCCAAAAGAGUUCCACAGGAUCUACUCGUACCACGAUCCAACUAAAGAGAUGCAACUUGUCUUUAGCGACGAGUUUGAGACCGAAGGGCGCACAUUUUACCCUGGCGAUGACCCGUAUUUUGAGGCCGUCGAUUUGCACUAUUGGUCUACUGGCGACCUGGAAUGGUACGACCCCGCGGCCGUCACGACCCGCGCUGGUGCCCUUGAAAUUAGUAUGAACGAGGUUUUGGAUAUCUCUCAGAACCACAACAUGUCAUACCGCAGCGGCAUGCUUAGCAGCUGGAACAAGUUCUGCUUCACGGGAGGUCUUAUCAUGGCGGCUGUGAACCUCCCCGGGACGACCAACGUUCUUGGUCUCUGGCCUGCAGUGUGGACUAUGGGUAAUCUUGGACGCGCUGGCUAUGGCGCUACCCUCGAGGGUAUGUGGCCCUACUCAUACGACACCUGCGAUGUUGGCACGCUUCCGAAUCAAACACUGCCCGAUGGCUCUGGGCCUCCUGCUGCGCUCCAUUCCGGCUCGAAAGAUGUCAAGGGGGAGCUGUCAUAUCUUCCAGGACAACGACUCUCCCGCUGUGUAUGCCCAGGCGAAUCACAUCCCGGACCUAUGCACAAGGAUGGCACCUAUGUCGGCAGGUCCGCGCCGGAGAUCGAUAUUUUCGAGGCGCAGAUCGAAGAAGAGGUGAUCGGACGAGUGAGGCGAGUCAUUUUCCCGAGAAGACGUCAGAGUGCGCAAUGGGCACCUUUCGACGCGGGCUACAACUGGGUCAACACGUCGGAUACGCUCUACAUCGCUGAUCCGACUUUGUCGAAGCAAAACUCUUACUCUGGCGGGAUUUGGCAGCAAGCUACUUCCGUUGUAUCAACAACCAACCAGGACUGUUAUCAGCUCAAGUCGCCAUGUUUUGCCGUCCAUGCGUUCGAGUAUAUUCCAGGAUAUGACGACGCGUACAUAACCUGGGUCACCGACAACAAGGUCUCAUGGACAAUGCGUGGGGGUGCUGUCGGCAAGAAUGAGCUUGCGCAGAUUGGGCCCAGAGAAGUCACUCGCGAGCCACUGUAUAUUCUCAUCAACUUGGGUCUCUCCCAUGGCUUCGUCUGGGACAUCGACUUUAAGCACUUGACCUGGCCUGCAGUGAUGCGCAUUGACUGGAUUCGUGUUUAUCAGGACCCCAACCAAAUAAAUGUCGGUUGCGAUACCCCGGAACGGCCGACGGCCCAGUAUAUCAAUACGUACCUCGAGGCGUACACCAAUCCCAACUUAACAACUUGGGAAGACGGCUACCACCAACCAGUGCCCAAGAAUAAAUUAAACGGCGGGUGUUAG
Messenger RNA from Mycena indigotica, 1830 nucleotides. Its product is annotated as GH16 domain-containing protein. Bases 1 to 1830 code for a protein of 609 amino acids. Gene Ontology annotation, molecular function: glucosidase activity. Gene Ontology annotation, biological process: (1->6)-beta-D-glucan biosynthetic process; fungal-type cell wall organization. NCBI's taxonomy places the organism in Eukaryota, Fungi, Basidiomycota, Agaricomycetes, Agaricales, Mycenaceae. The transcript has 14 exons. Gene Ontology annotation, cellular component: endoplasmic reticulum membrane; plasma membrane. The record is from RefSeq and is a predicted model, not a curated record.